Messenger RNA from Rhodamnia argentea, 766 nucleotides. Its product is annotated as glutaredoxin-C9-like. The transcript has a single exon. The record is from RefSeq and is a predicted model, not a curated record. Bases 91 to 549 code for a protein of 152 amino acids. NCBI's taxonomy places the organism in Eukaryota, Viridiplantae, Streptophyta, Magnoliopsida, Myrtales, Myrtaceae.
CCCACCUUCACCAUCACAACCCCUACCCUUCUCUCUCUCUCUCACUCUCACACGCACGCACUGAGAAAAGUAAAAAACACCAGAGACACCAUGCAAGAUGCGAUCUCGUACAAGCCCUGGCCGGCGGUAGGGUCUCUGCUCGGCGACAGGACGAAUCAGGCCGCCGGUGACGGAAAGGGCGGCGACGGCGGGCCCAAGCACGGAGGAGGAGGAGGAGGAGGAGGGGCAGGGAGGAGGCCAGACGGCAUGCUGGAGGUGGUGUCGGAGAACGCGCUCAUAGUGGUCGGGAGGCGCGGGUGCUGCAUGGGCCACGUGGUGAAGCGGCUGCUGCUGGGCCUCGGCGUGAACCCUGCGAUCUACGAGGUGGAUGAGGAGGACGAGAAGGGCGUGGCCGACGAGCUGGAGAAGAUCGGCGGCGGGGGGGAGGUCCAGUUCCCGGCUGUGUUCAUCGGGGGAAGGCUGUUCGGUGGGCUGGAUCGGGUCAUGGCCACUCAUAUCUCCGGGGAAUUGGUGCCCAUUUUGAGACAAGCCGGGGCCUUGUGGCUAUGAUAGAUAGAUAGAUAGAUAGGUGAAUGCGCAAAUCAAUACCCUGUCUUUUUCGUUUUUCCUCUUUCGUUUUUGGGUUUUGGUUCAUUCUGAUUGGGAAUUAGGUCAAAAAUCGACUGGGAAAAAUGCAAAAGCUCUCUCUUUUUCCCCGUUUUUCCGGUACCCAGAAAUUGAUGCGGCACGUAUGGAAGCAAUACAAAAAGAAAGUUUCGACUCCAAA